This is a messenger RNA of Nothoprocta perdicaria, 6980 nucleotides long. It is a transcript of the gene SLX4, whose product is annotated as SLX4 structure-specific endonuclease subunit. Gene Ontology annotation, molecular function: enzyme binding. The transcript has 18 exons. Gene Ontology annotation, biological process: DNA replication; meiotic DNA double-strand break processing; interstrand cross-link repair. Bases 744 to 6278 code for a protein of 1844 amino acids. The record is from RefSeq and is a predicted model, not a curated record. Gene Ontology annotation, cellular component: Slx1-Slx4 complex; nucleus. NCBI's taxonomy places the organism in Eukaryota, Metazoa, Chordata, Aves, Tinamiformes, Tinamidae.
UGGAUACUCUUGGAGUGCUAAAUGCUGGGCUGCUCUUGGAGUAGACUAAUUUCCUCGUCAUUUUGCAAUAGAUGCUAUUAGAUCAAUCCCAUUAKAUCAUUGUUUUCUGAAUUAGUAGUUUUUAAUAAUGAUCUAAUAGCACUUUUUUUUUCUGUGGGUUUUACGUACACCAAAAGYUGUCUUUUAUACCAGAUCAAUUGGAGAAUGUUCAUUUUACUACAUUCUCAUUUUAAUACAGUUUUUUUUUAUAUUCAGCACGAUCCCAUUUGAUUGUCAUGUUGCUAUUUUGCCAAUUUGUUUUUAUUCCUACUCUGAUUAUUUCUCUUCGUCUCUGAAAAUCAGUUACCUUUGUCUGGCACAGGAGGACUGACAGAGACUAGAACAGAAAGUUUCUAGGUUCRAUCUUCUGCUGCUCUGUACUCUUUUGGUGAUAUACGUCAAAAGGUACAGUUGGGCAAUAGACUUGACAUCUAAGUGGAUAGUUUGUUUACCUGAUGUAUUUGACAACAGUUUAUGAAAUGUGGUCUGCAAAGGACGAGAUGAAUUAAUCAAAGAAGAAAGGCCCCUGUUAUAACAGUGGAGAGGUGCUGGAGUCUGAAGAAUGAAGAUCUCUGAGUUGGUGGAAAGGACUCAGUGAAGACUGCGAAGCACAGGGGAUGCAGACCUGAACGGUUCCUGAGAUCUUCCCCUGUUUUCCCAUACCCAUAGUGCUGCCAGGCAGCUUUACUGCAACCUGCAGUACCAUGGAUGAACAGGACAAUGAUUUUAAAGAAUUGUGGGCGAAUAUUUUGGGUAGGGCAAAGAAAAAAAAUGGGGAUACUGAAGCAGCAAAGAGGGUUCAGAAAUGGACAAAGACCACUACAAGAAGCAAAUUAACAGGCAAAACUGUUUCUAGGAGCCAAAUUGAUCAUUGCUUUCCAGUAGUAAAGGGAAAAGACUUGCCACAAAAUUUGGGUUCUAAGGUGCUAACAGGAGUGCAUGAAGAAGAUGAUGAUACUGUGGCCUGCAGUAGUGGUGGGACAUCACAAGAAGAUAGGAGAAGCCCUCUCCCCGACAGCCAGCUGGGCACCGUGGCCAGUGACUCUACCAAGAGGAGUCUGACAGUGAGUGCUCUGAGUGCCUGUUCCCAGACUACAUUAUCCUUCCGUCCUGCUACGCAGCCAGAGACCUGCUCUUCAGACCUCUUGAAGACACCGCUGCAGGCUGGGUCGAAGGUGCGGACAGCAAAGCUGGUGGUGGAGAGAAUGCAGCAGUUCAAGAGAGUGGCACCUGAGCAGCUAAAACACAACCUGGGAGAUAGCUUGCCCAUGUCUGCAGCUCGUAGGAAUUCCUCUGAUGAAACUGAGGAAGAGAACCGGGAGAAAGUUCCCCUCGAUCUUCUGCCCACAAAGGAGGAUGGUGCUUUGGCUUUUGCCCUUCAGCAGAAGAUCAAGGAGGAAGUCCCUGAAAGCCUGGAGGAGGAAGACUUGUUUUUCUGUCAGAUCUGCCAGAAGGAUCUUUCAGCCAUGAACACGACACGACGAGGGCAGCACAUUAAUAGGUGUCUGGAUGAGCUGGAGGCAGCCCAGAGCUCCUCCUCCAGCAAACCAGCAAUCCCCGAUUGUCCGAUCUGUGGCAAACAUUUCCAAACUUCCCAGAGCCGAUCUACUCACUUGAAACGCUGUGCGGUGGAGAUGGAUGUUCCUCCUAAAAUGCUGCUUCAGGCACUGCAGGUGCCCCAGCUUGGUGUUGCUUCUCUUAAGUAUCCUAGCAAUCAACCAAACACGUCAAAGCGCAAAGGGAUCUCCAAAGAUGAGUCAAAGGAAAAGAAAAAGAGGGCCAAAAUGGAAACUAAGGAUGAAGAUCUGCAGGUUGCUAUGGCAAUGUCACGCUCUCUCUUGGAGCAGGAAAAGCGUGAACAAGCAGCAAUAGCUGCCAAUGUGAAACCCGUGGCUGCUUUGCCAAUCAAAUGGAAGCCAGGAUCAGAGAAAAAAACACGUAGAAGAGGCUCAGCUGCUCCUCCAGCAUUGCUGCUGCAGGAUCCAGAGCGGGUCCGCAAAAGGACYGAAGAGCGAGUGGCCAUGCUGCUUACCCAGGAGAUGGAGUUCCCUCCCACCCCUCRGCUUCCUGCCAGUAGGAUUUUGGAGGAUGGAUCUGGGAAAGCAGACUGGCUCAUGCCAUUGCCCAGAAACAAGGACUGCUUUUUGUGGAAUAGCAGUGCUCUAACAGGGCCCUGUGACCCUGAGUUGUUCUACACUGCUGAGCUGACCCCUCCAAUUGUACCUUGCAAAACUGUGCAGAAUUAUAAGUCAGAGACUGUUCUGCCAUCAGUGGGAUCUGAUCAGCCAGAAGUAUCUCAGCAGCUUCAACCUGAUCUCCUUCCUCAUGAUCUUGCUUCUACAGAGACUAAAGUCAGAACUACUGAUGAAGCCAGCACAGACUCUGAAGGGGCUGGACAGUUUUCAUCUCAGAGCCAGAAGGACAUUCAGACUCUCCAGGACCUGGUUGAGUUGGCCAGGGAAGGACAAACUCUUACUCAAUGGAGCCUUGAUGUUAACCACGCUCAGGAAGUAGAGCAGCCAAGAAAAGAAUUGACUUCCACUGAUACUUCACUUAGUGGCUUUGUUCCGCCAUCCAAAGAGAAGAGAUUUCUGAGAAGCAACGAUAUAAAUUCCUCUCUCAAGAUGCUGGCAGCAGAUUUCAGUGUCAUGGUCAACAACCCCCACUUGAGUGACGUGCAGUUUCAGGUGGACUCUGGAGAAAUCCUUUAUGCCCACAUGUUUGUGCUGUAUGCRCGGUGUCCUCGGGCUGUUCAGCUGGUUUACAACGAAGGGUUGUUUGUGAAGGAGGAYGGGAGUGAGCAGACACGCCGAGUGCUGCUGAGUGACGUGACGGAAGAGGCAGCCUGUGCAUUCCUGCGAUAUCUUUAUGCUGCUGAUGCUGACGUCCCUGCUAGAAUUCUGCCCCAGCUAAGAGCUUUGGCUACCAGGUUUGGUUUAAGGGAACUUCUGGUCAAGUGUGAGGACUGCGCUGGAGAGAGUCAAGUGUCUUCUGAAGUGGAUGUAGAAGAUGAUCUCAUCUCUGUGAGGGAUGACGAAGAUAAUGACAACAGAGCUGAGAACUUCCAAGAGCUCCUGAACUCAGUGUGGGUGGGUGAAGAUGAGGAAGAAGAAGCUAUGCUAAACCCUGCAUGCCAGAARGAAGAUGACAAUGGGGUGGGUGAACAGGAGCUGGAGGAAAUAUAUGAGUUUGCUGCAACUCAAAGAAAAAUGGUUCAGGAUGAAUUGGAGAUGAGUGAAGGCACAGAUUUCAACAUCUGCAGUGAUACUGAGGUAGCCCAAGGUGUCAGCCAGCAGACUAGGAAAGAUGAGGCAAAAAGGUCUGUGUCCACCGUGCUAAGCAAUGACUACAAACAUCUAAGGGAAGACAGUGACAUGGAAACAUCCAAUUGUGACUUGUCUGAAGAAGAGAAAAUGCAGAAUACAAGUGGAUGCAAAAAUGUGAAUGCCACAGACAUUAAUUCUGAGCCUUGCCAAUUUGAACCUCAGAAGUGUGUUAGGAGCUUGAAAAGCGGGAAAGAUUUCAAGUUGUCUCAGGCUUCACAUAAUGUGGGAGAGGGAGACCACUUGGAAGAAAAACAGUUCACCGGCUUGCACAAGGAUACUGAUAGGAAUGAACACUGUGAGCCUUCUCCAAUGAAAGAAGUUAUCAAAGAGUCAGGAAAGACUGUUAGUGAAAAACAUGCUGAUGUUAAUGAUUUGCUUGCUUACACCAAGUCACAAAAAGAUCUUUUUCCACACAGAGAUAGCUUUUGUGGCAGUUCUCCUCCCAAAGCUUAUAUGCCUUUUUUUCCUGCAACUGGUUCUUCAUCUAUGUCUCCAGAAUCAAACUGGAAAUUUCCCAGAGAAGCAGAAACACCAGAGAGAAAUCAAAAAUCCUCCCCAUCUCCCAAAAUAGCUUUCCAGAAAGGCAAUGAGCAGGACCUUACAUCAGGAAAUGGGAACACAGAGAGCACAAUUUCUCCAGAAGAGCUUUCCUGCACUGAUCUAAAUGGGCAUAAAUAUGCUUCAGUUUUGUCAGCACCAGUCAUAAGAACUCAGGAUGUUGCAGUCCAGGAGAGGAAGGAAGCCGAUAUUAUUAUUUUAUCUUCUGAUGAUGAAAUGGAGCUAGAACAAGAGAGGAGGUCACCGCAGUUGGGCUCUCCUGUGAAGGAAAUGGAARUCUCCAAGCAACUGAAAAGUGGUAGUGUAGAACAUGGUCCUGGGAUCCCCAUACCUGAGAAUAACUCCCCAUCUAUCACUGAGAUACAGCUGAGAUCAUCCCGGGUCUCAUGUCUCAUUACAGAUGUGUCACAUACAAAUAAUGAUGUAAAGAUGUCCAGAGAGUUGCCUCUCAGCAGCCAAGUGGGUGCUUGCAUAGAGAGCAAACAGAGUCUGAACCUGAGCCAUGAAGAAGGGCAGAGUCGCGAGGAGUCUUUGGGUAUGGACAGCUCCUGGCUAGUGCCAGACACACCACUUCAGAACAAAAGCAGAAAUAUCUCAACACAGACACAGGUCACAAGUGUAAACUGUGUAAAGAAAUCCAGGUCUCAACUCAAGGCGAAGAGCUUAGUGGCAGGUAAAAGUGACCAUGAAAUGGCCAUCAGCCUCAUAAAAGUUCCUGAAAUGUCACUGUCAGAUAAACAGUUGCCUAGGGAGAACUCAGCUGAUGAAAGGAGACCUUCCAACAGCCAAGCAACAGAGUCAUCUUCCACUGACACCUCAUUAGCUUCUCCAGAGGAUUCACAUCUUUCCCUCGGCUACACCAGCAUGGAAAGAAAAUGUGCCAAGAGCUCAUCAGUGWCCAAACCUGUGUCUCCAUGUCAUGAACAGGCACUGGAAGAUGAAACAGAUACCAAUGUGGUUGAGAUAAAGGACAGCGAAAGCGAAGAGCAAACAAGUCGGCUUUCUUUGGGCAGCAGUGUCUUGCUUCACGACGAGCCUCCAGUCCCUGUUGAUGACUUCUGGCACACUAAGUAUCUGUCACCAUUGAGAGGUAACAACCAGAACUCCAGCCCAACUGGCUGUGCAAGCCCAAGCCCUGCCGGCAGCCCCAGAUCUGACUCUUGGCCUGUCAAAUGGGAGAGCCCGGCCCAAGCCCAGGGAAUCAAGGGCAGUACCCCUCUUCAGGGAAGUCCUAGUGACRGAGCAACAACUUUGCUUCACCUCGAAAAGAGCCCUAUUGAGGCAUGGUCAUCAGAAGGCGGCAGGGAAAGUUUCCUGAACACCAAAUUCUGGGAAGAUUUUCAUAAUGAAGAAGAUGAAUCCCCAGAGAUGCUUCCUGUACCUCAGAAGGGGUCAGCUUCAGCAGAUGUCCGUCAGACAGACCUUGUAAAGACUCCUGAACCUACCUGUCAAGAGAGGGACAAGUCUCCUGAGACUCCUAUGACACCAAUGCCAGAUUAUUCCCUUAUGGAGACCCCACAACUAAAGAAGGAGUUGAGCAGAUUUGGAGUUCGUCCUUUCCCAAAACGCCAGAUGGUGUUAAAGUUGAAGGAGAUAUUCCAGUAUACGCACCAGGACGUGGAUAUGGAUGUGGAUGCUGACAUAGUGGACGAUAUCCCAUCCUCCCAGUUUCCCUCGCAGAAGCCCCCAGCCAAACACCGUAGGCAGACRAAGACAAACAGGACCACAGGUGGAAAACGUGCCAAAACCUCAAAAACUGUGAGGAAAAAGCAACAGGCUGUUAGGGCCUCCUCAGCGCUGGCUGGGCACGGUGCUGGSGGUGAGGAUUUGAUUGCACCCCCUGCAACAGGCCCGGCAGCAGCUAAGAAAGGGACUAAAAGGACAUCUCAGGCCAGAGGAACCAAGGAACAGAAGACAUCAACUGUAUCUCCCGACAGGGGCACUCUGCUAGCUGAUGAGGCGGAGCUGAUGCUCUCAUCAUCUCAGGAAUCUUCAUAUUCCUCACUGGAUGGCAGCGACGUCUCUAUCGCAAUACAGAGUUCCUUUUUCACUGUGUCUGAAGAGGAGGAAGAGGAGUUCCCAGCUUCUCAGGCAGCAGCCCGGGAGGCGGAAACGCUGGAGGCGGUGAGGAACUACAUCCUUUCCAACCCAGCCCUGUACCACAAGAUCCUCUUUUAUGAGCCAGUUGAGCUGGCUGCACUGCACCUAGAGCUGAAAGGGAACGGCAUCAAGAUUUCCAAGGCAAAGCUGCUGGAUUUUUUAGAUGCUCAAUGUAUCACCUUCACCACGGCCGCAGAGCGGAAGGAGAAGGAAGCCAAACAAAAGAGGAACAAAAAACAGAGGAAACGAUACUGAAUGGAGGCCUCUCUCCCAUUUCCAGCAGCAGUUGCACAGGUGCCUCCUAUUGGUGCCCUUCUCCCCUGCUUCUUCUCCUCUUUAUCUCUGCUUUCCAUUUUUUUCUGAUAAAUUUUAGGUCCCUGUUUCCUUCCUGACUCUUUAGACCCUUCAGGAAGUUAUUCAGUAUCUGAGUGGCCCUACUGUUUGCCAAGGCAGGGGGACACUGUGGAAAUGAGGGUUCUGCUCCCCUAGGUUCAUCUGGCAGUCUCUGGUAAAACUCCUAAAUCUGUGUUUCUGAAACAGCUGUACAACAAUGCAGCUGUUUUUCUAAACUGUAUCUGAUGACUUCUCAGUGUCCUGUGACACCAGGUACUGAGUGCAAGCCUGGAUUCCAACGUGUGUGUCCAGCAUGCAGCAGGUGCUUGCAUGCUGGGAUGUCCAAGAUAUUAUCUGCUCCGUUUUCUGAGGGCUGUGUUUGUUACCUUGUUGUUGUAGCUAGAGCAGAACAAAUCCUUGAGAGAUAAUUUUUAUUAAGGAGGUGGUAUAGUGACCACUGGACUUUGCAGCACUUCUUGUAUCAUGAUCUAAAAUCUCUUCCUUGAGCAGUCUGUUCUUAAACCUAUUGUAAAAGAAGUUGUGAACAACAUAUGGAACUCUUGGACCCUAAAAGGUUGACUUUUUAAUGUAUUUUGUGAGCUCUUCGGACUUGCAUGCAUUUGA